Lemur catta (Ring-tailed lemur) is the source of this 1175-nucleotide messenger RNA. It is a transcript of the gene PPA2, whose product is annotated as inorganic pyrophosphatase 2. Gene Ontology annotation, biological process: phosphate-containing compound metabolic process. NCBI's taxonomy places the organism in Eukaryota, Metazoa, Chordata, Mammalia, Primates, Lemuridae. Gene Ontology annotation, cellular component: cytoplasm. The record is from RefSeq and is a predicted model, not a curated record. The coding region runs from base 78 to 995 and encodes 305 amino acids. Gene Ontology annotation, molecular function: inorganic diphosphate phosphatase activity; magnesium ion binding. The transcript has 12 exons.
UGUGGCUGCUGCGCGCGGGCGGCCCCGGCGCCACCGGGCUGCGGGGAGCGAGCGCCCGGCCGGGGCCCCGCCGCGCCAUGGCGCUGUACCGCACCGAGGAGCGCGGCCGGCCCUGCUCGCGGGACUACCGCGUCUUCUUCAAGAACGUGGCUGGGCACUACAUUUCCCCCUUUCACGACAUCCCUCUGAAGGUGGACUCUAAAGAGGAAAAUGGCAUUCCUUCGAAGAAGGCACGAAAUGAUGAAUAUGAGAAUUUGUUUAAUAUGGUUGUAGAAGUACCUCGGUGGACAAAUGCUAAAAUGGAGAUUGCCACCAGGGAGCCCCUGAAUCCCAUCAAGCAAGACGUGAAGGACGGGCGGCUGCGCUACGCGGCUAAUAUCUUCCCUCACAAGGGCUACAUCUGGAACUACGGUGCCCUGCCUCAGACUUGGGAAGAUCCCCAUGAAAAAGACAAGAGCACGAACUGCUGCGGAGAUAAUGAUCCCAUUGAUGUGUGUGAAAUAGGCUCUAAGGUUCUUUCUCGUGGCGAGGUUAUUCCUGUGAAGGUACUUGGAAUUCUGGGUCUUAUUGAUGAAGGUGAGACAGAUUGGAAAUUGAUCGCUAUCAACGCGAAUGAUCCGGAAGCGUCAAAAUUUCAUGAUAUCGGUGAUGUUAAGAAGUUCAAACCAGGCUACUUGGAAGCUACCCUUAACUGGUUUAGGGUUUAUAAGGUGCCAGAAGGAAAACCAGAAAACCAGUUUGCCUUUAAUGGAGAAUUCAAAAACAAGGCUUUUGCUCUUGAAAUUAUUAAAUCUACCCACGAGUGCUGGAAAGCAUUGCUUAUGAAGAAGUGCAAUGGAGGAGCUAUAAAUUGCACAAACGUGCAGGUGUGCGACAGCCCUUUCCACUGCACUCAGGACGAAGCGAGGUCCUUAGUGGAAUCGGUAUCGUUUUCACUGAAUAAAGAAAGUAAUGAAGAAGACUCAGAGCAAGCGUGGUACUUCCUCGGCAAGUGAUGGGGAUGUUGGAAAUUCUGCCGUCGAGACUCCAAACUCCACGGACUCCAGGACUCCCUUUCCGCUUCGUGCCAGAGACGGGCAGGUGGACGAGCAUUUGCUGGUGUCCUGUUAAAACUGCCUUUUUUUCCCACAUCUUUGGAGAUAUGCAAUAUAUAAAUAAAUACUAAAAUUUUCGAA